AUGGAGUUAGCACCGCCCCCCCAACACCUUCACAGCACCGCCCCCCCAAUACCUUCUCUGCACCGCCCCCAACACCUUCAUAGCACCACCCCCAACACCUUCUCUGCACCGCCCCCAACACUUUCUCUGCACCGCCCCCAACACCUUCAUAGCACCGCUCCCCCAACACCUUCUCUGCACCGACCCCCAACACCUUCUCUGCACCGCCCCCUAACACCUUCUCUGCACCGCCCCCAAAUACCUUCUCUGCACCACCCCCAACACCUUCUCUGCACCACCCCCGACCUUCUCUGCACUGCCCCCCACCUUCUCUACACCACCCCCACCUUCUCUACACCACCCCCAACACCUUCUCUGCACCGCCCCCAACACUUUCUCUGCACCGCCCCCAACACCUUCAUAGCACCGCUCCCCCAACACCUUCUCUGCACCCCCCCAACACCUUCACAGCACCACCCCCAACACCUUCUCUGCACUGCCCCCAACACCUUCUCUGCACCGCCCCCAACACCUUCUCUGCACCGCCCCCAACACCUUCUCUGCACCGCCCCCAAAUACCUUCUCUGCACCGCCCCCAACACCUUCACAGCACUGCCCCCCAACACCUUCUCUGCACCGCCCCCAACACCUUCUCUGCACCACCCCCCAACACCUUCUCUGCACCGCCCCCGACGUUCUCUGCACCGCCCCCCACCUUCUCUACACCACCCCCACCUUCUCUACACCACCCCCCACCUUCUCUGCACUACCCCCACCUUCUCUACACCACCCCCACCAUCUCUGCACCACCCCCCACCUUCUCUGCACCACCCCCAACUUCUCUGCACCACACCACCAACGUCUCUGCACCUCCCCCCACUUCUCUGCACCACCCCCCGACUUCUCUGCACCACCCCACCUUCUCUGCACCCCCUCACCUUCUCUGCACCACCCCCACCUUCCCUGCACCACCCCUCGACUUCUCUGCACCACCCCCACCUUUUCUGCACCACCCCCACCUUCACUGCACCACCCCCACCUUCUCUGCACCACCCCCACCUUCUCUGCUCCACCCCUCGACUUCUCUGCACCACCCCCCCCUACACCACCCCCACCUUCUCUGCACCACCCCCACCUUCUCUGCACCACCCCCACCUUCUCUGCACCACCCCUCGACUUCUCUGCACCACCCCCACCUUCUCUGCACCACUCCCCACCUUCUCUGCACCACCCCCACCUUCUCUGCACCACCCCUCGACUUCUCUGCACCACACCUCGACUUCUCUGCACCACCCCCACCUUCUCUGCACCACCCCCACCUUCUCUGCCCCACCCUACGACUUCUCUGCACCACCCCUCGACUUCUCUGCACCACCCCACCUUCUCUGCACCACCCCCACCUUCUCUGCACCACCCCUCGACUUCUCUGCACCACCCCUCGACUUCUCUGCACCACCCCCACCUUCUCUGCACCACCCCUCGACUUCUCUGCACCACCCCUCGACUUCUCUGCACCACCCCCACCUUCUCUGCACCACCCCUCGAAUUCUCUGCACCACCCCUCGACUUCUCUGCACCACCCCCACCUUCUCUGCACCACCCCCCACCUUCUCUGCACCACCCCCACCUUCUCUGCACCACCUCCACCUUCUCUGCACCACCCCCACCUUCUCUGCACAACCCCCCACCUUCUCUGCACCACCCCCACCUUCUCUGCACCACCCCCACCUUCUCUGCACCACCCACCCACCUUCCCUCAUCUUUUCCUUUUCUAAAUUUGGACGAGGACAUUAA
Molecule: messenger RNA, 1773 nt
Organism: Oncorhynchus gorbuscha (pink salmon)
Lineage: Eukaryota; Metazoa; Chordata; Actinopteri; Salmoniformes; Salmonidae
Product: extensin-like
Exons: 1
Coding region: 1-1773 (590 amino acids)
Source: RefSeq, a predicted model, not a curated record